AAUGAUAUGAAAUGAAUUUUUAUAAGUGCGUAAAUUUGUUAUUUUAACAAAAUUCCUAUCGCAAUUUUUAUGUUUCAUUACUUCAAAUGUGCGUGUACGAAAAAUAAAAUUGAUUACACGAUAAGACAUUCUUUUAGUAUAUACAUGUCACGUUAAAGUAGUGAAUUAUUAAAUAACAUUAACAAAGAAUGGAAGAAGCAAUAGUAACUGAAGAUGUCGAAAAUUCCAGUGCAAAAAUAAGGGCUAAUGAGUUACUCGCUUAUCAGAGAGAUUUAAUACAGGAAAAAGAACUUCUUCAAAAAAUAUCAGCGAAGAUUGACGAUCAAGUACACGGGCUACAGAUAAAAAUGUCAGGCAAGGAGACGCUGAAAUCAGACACCGAACCAGACUCUUGCCUAUCUGAAACGCCAAAGUCCGAGGGAAAAGACAAUGCAAAAAGCACCAGCAGAUCCGAGAUCGAAAGUUUAGUCAGCUCUGUGGACGAUCAAAAUUCGGCAAAGCAAGAAAUCAAGUGCACGGUUUCGCGUUGGACAGAAGACGAGAUCAUGGAGGUGCCUACGAAAGAGGUAAAUACGGCCCUGAUUGCAAACGCGAAAAUUUUUGCCGAAAUUCCGAGUGAACCCGUAGAGAAGGAGGUAGAGGAGAACGUAAAAUGCGAAUUGAAUCGAAACGAGUCACUGCCGAGUGUUUUGGAGAUGCAACAACAAACGUCCAUAGGGGCCGGGGAUACUUGCUUCUGUGCACCUCGAGACGGAAGUGCCGAUGGACAGAAACCGGAAGACCAAAUUGCACUUUCCUUCACGACCGAUCAGCUCGAACCGGAAAGUAAUAAAUCGGUUGUAGAGAAAGAUAAGGAUACGAAUGUGACUGAUCUCGCUGUAAGGAAGUUGAAAGAGGAAAUCCAAAAAACGUCCGACGAAAGAGAUUCGUAUAGGAAGAAAUUGGAAAACGUGGAGAGCAAGCUGGCUGAGCUGCAGGCGUCUUAUGACGCUUUGUUGAAGGGUGAUGGUAACGAGGUUGUACUUCGUCGAAUGGUGGACCAGCUGAAGGGCAAACUUAUUCAGACCUCGUUGCAGUUGGAGGAUCGAAUGCGAAUCGUGUCUAAUCAGGAAAAGCAAAUUUGCGCGCUGAAUAGUCAAGUGGCUUCGUUGAAGGAAGUAGAAUCCCUUACUAGAAGCUUGUUGCAAAUUCGCAACAUGGAAGUAAAGCAUCUGCAGGCUGAAGUCGAUGAUAUGGAAGUACGAAUCUCUGAGGAACGAGAACGAUAUAGUACAAUGAUUAACAAAAUGGAUGCUGCAGUAAAACUGAAUGCAGAUUUGAAAAAAGAAUACGAAACGCAGCUUUGUCUUUUCCGGGAUCUUCGUGAGAAGUACGAAGAGAAGGUUUCAUUAUUAUCAAAAGAGAAACUUGCUCUUGAAGCUAACGCACAGACUGCUCCUAAAUAA
Molecule: messenger RNA, 1445 nt
Organism: Eufriesea mexicana
Lineage: Eukaryota; Metazoa; Arthropoda; Insecta; Hymenoptera; Apidae
Exons: 5
Coding region: 189-1445 (418 amino acids)
Source: RefSeq, a predicted model, not a curated record